Rhagoletis zephyria (snowberry fruit fly) is the source of this 904-nucleotide messenger RNA. RefSeq lists its product as uncharacterized. Lineage: Eukaryota; Metazoa; Arthropoda; Insecta; Diptera; Tephritidae. The record is from RefSeq and is a predicted model, not a curated record. Gene Ontology annotation, cellular component: nucleus.
UUGAUUCAAGAUUUGUACAAAUGUCUUAUCCACACGUUUGUUAGUUUUAUAAAGAAAAUAAUCAGCCUUAUUGUAAACUUCAUGCGAAUGCCAUUCCCAAUGGAAAAGUUCCCUGAUUUGUGUUUUUCUUAUUGUGAACUUCACAUGGGAAAAGUCCCCCAUAUUCGAAAAAUUUUCCUAACCGUAAUUGUAAUUUUUUCGUGCGAAACCAUAAAAUUUGUUCACAAAAUUGUUAGCGGGGAACAACUAUCAAUAAAAUGUGAGCAUACUUUAUUAAUAAUUUUACUUAAUUUUAACAACUCUUUUAUAUCAACUAAGGUCUAUUAAUAAAACGCAGUUGACUCUUUUGGUCAACACUAUGGCGGAAAAUCCAGAUAUUGGGAAAGGCUUCCAAAAAGAAAACAAGGAGAAAGUGCUUGCGUUUUGGAAGAAGCUACAUGAUUCCCUCAAUAGCAUGGGGCCACCAUCAAAAUCGAUCUCCGAUUGGAAAAAGGUCUGGAUUGAUCAAAAAAGAUAUGUGCGGAAGAAAGCUGUCCAGAAUGCGCAAAACAGAAAAAAGACCGGUGGAGGACCGUGUAAAGAACACGUUUUUUCUGUAUUAGAACAGUCAAUUUUGGACUUAACCGCGACAAUUGAAAGUGAGGAAGGUGUCGAAGGUGGCAAAACUUUUGGUUUGCAACCAACUAAAUCAAUUGGUAACAAGCAAUCUGAAAGAGACAGGCAUGAUGAACAAGACGAUUUAAAUGAAGGCACAGAUGUAGAAGAGCUCAGUUUUUUGGACAAUAUCGAUUGCGAAAAUAUCGUGAAAUUGAAACGGAAAAUACCACGCCAGCGCUCAAGCCAAAACGAAAAAGUCAGGAUAAAGUUAACCCUUCCGAGCUAUUAAGCAUGGAGUUGAGUGUUC